Messenger RNA from Cadophora gregata, 690 nucleotides. RefSeq lists its product as uncharacterized. The transcript is spliced from 3 exons. Gene Ontology annotation, biological process: superoxide metabolic process. Gene Ontology annotation, molecular function: metal ion binding; superoxide dismutase activity. The record is from RefSeq and is a predicted model, not a curated record. The coding region runs from base 1 to 690 and encodes 229 amino acids. Gene Ontology annotation, cellular component: mitochondrion. Lineage: Eukaryota; Fungi; Ascomycota; Leotiomycetes; Helotiales; Ploettnerulaceae.
AUGUCUGCAACACUCUUCCGCACGAGCACAGCAGCUCGCUCUGCUCUCCGAGCUGGAGCUUCUGAAAAAGCUGCAGCUAUGGCAAGCACCAGCUUCGUCCGUGGCAAAGCUACUCUCCCAGAUCUUCCAUACGACUACGGUGCGUUGGAACCAUCCAUCUCCGGCAAGAUCAUGGAGCUCCACCACAAGAACCACCAUCAAACCUACGUCAACAGCUUCAACGCCGCAAGCGAACAACUCCAAGCCGCCGAGCACAAGCAAGAUAUCGCUGCACAGAUCGCUCUGCAGCCAUUGAUCAACUUCCACGGAGGUGGACAUAUCAACCAUACUCUGUUCUGGGAGAAUCUCGCUCCAAGCAAGAAUGGAGGUGGUGGUGAGCCAGCUGGAGCUUUGAAGACUGCAAUUGAAUCCAGCUACGGCGAUUUCUCCUCCUUCAAGACCAAGUUCAAUACCGCUCUCGCAGGUAUCCAAGGUAGCGGAUGGGCAUGGCUCGUCAAGGACAACGAGACUGGACAGGUUCAGAUCCGCACAUAUGCCAACCAGGACCCUGUUGUUGGAAAGUACACACCGUUGUUGGGUGUUGAUGCUUGGGAGCACGCAUACUACCUGCAGUACCAGAACAGAAAGGCUGAGUACUUUAGUGCUAUUUGGGAUGUGAUUAACUGGAAGGCGGUUCAGGGACGCUUGUAG